ACUAUUUUCAAUGGAGCUUGAAUUGGUUCAGUGCACCCCUCAAGCACUCUCGUUGUAUAAACAUAAUGUUAGUUGCGUUUUCACUUGUGAGUGGAUCAUCGCUUGCGCGAUGGUCAAUGGACCAAUGAGAAUGUCUAUACAAUUCUAAAUGUUGAUAAGGUUUAUGAGUUGUGCAAAUGCACCACUUAAAAAAUGCAUGUGCGUGUACUCUGUAACUUCAGUGAAAAUGAGAUUUAUGCUCUGCAGACAUUAACGAAAAUGAACAGUGAUUGAAAAUCAACGAAAUGCUUCCAGAAAUUCGGACAAUUUUGAAAAUUAUCCCACCCUUCCGUUUCAGCCACGUGACAGUGGUGACUAUCGAACUUGAGGAUUUUCCCUUCAAAUAGUUGAAAUAAUUUUAUUGUAUGAAACCCGACUACAAAAGCUAGUGUAUAUGGGUGUACUCUCCCUGCUGUGUUGUGACGUGAAAGGAAGCUUACAAUUAGAUUUUCGGCCCCGACGAAGUAACAUCUAGUCUGUAGUCCUUGACUCGCAUGGGUAUUACUCAUGCCUUACUUUUCCUUAGACCAACCCUGUGUUCUGCCUGGCCCAAACCCUCCCCGCGUAAAUCUUUCAAGACGUUAACGUCGUCGAAAGACUGUGCUCUUUUCCCAGGCUAAGUGUAUCCCCCACUUGACGUCAGCAAAAUAAUGAGUGCACGUAACCCCCCCCCCGGCAACUUUUUUACCAGUAUGUACUGGUGCAAUGUAUUAACUGCGUGGACUGAUGAUAUACGCCCUGAUCAGACCCGUUCUCUAUGACGGUCGAAUGGACCAGUGUUUCAUGGAAAUGUCCGCGGUAAAUUAGCUGGACUCUAGCCUCUUUCAAAUCGAAUGUGGCGGACAUGGCCCGCAGCGCAGGAUUGUUGUUGGUGGGACUAGGCCUAUUGCUCGCUGCUGUCGCGUCUUUAUGUUUGGCAGAUGAUCCCGAUAACUUGGUCUCCCUGGAAGAGGUUCUUGGCGAGUACUGCGAGGGAUAUUAUGACGAGAACAAAGAAUACCACGAUGGUUUCCAGUGUAAAGGCACACACGACGCACCUGAUGAACUCUCUUGCUGCGGAACACCCACUGACAAAUAUUGCUGUGACAAGGGAUUCUUUAUCGAUUCACUGAGUAUCGGCAACCUGAUUGGCAUCCUGGUAAGCGUCUUCGUCAUCGUCUUGCUCUGCGUCAUCAUCAGCUGCUGCUGCUGUUCCUGCUGUCUGUGCACCAGGGGCCGCGUGUACUCCGACCGUCACCAUCACCAUUACCACCAGCAUCCUGACCGACGUCGGUCGGCUCGCUACAUGAUGUCGCCCGGGGGACUCCGGGAGACCUUAAUGCGGGCCAGGCGGAAAAGGAGGGCGCCCAACACCGAAGCUUCACCUGCCGCGUCAUCGGACUCGAGUCCACAGAUCCCAACACCGCCACGCCGACAUCAUCGCCCAGCCCCAACCCAGCCCAGUUACCCUCCCCAACCCUACCCUCAGCCAUACCCACCACAACAGCCCCACCCGCCCCAGCAGUACCCGCUGCCAUACCUUUCGCACCAGUAUCCGCCGAGCUACCCGCCGAACUAUCCUCCCCAGCCAUAUCCGCAUCCGGUCCCCCGGAUGGUGCACGAGGGGCCUGCUUACCCCACCGCCGAAGCCGCACCCCUGCCGUCCUUCACGGCACCCCCGCCGCCAUACUCGGUGGCGUCCAGUGAACACCAGCGCCAAGCACCUCCGCUGCUCGACAAGCACACCAGUGCCACCUCUGAAGCGCCUGAUGAGUUCCCCACUGCCGCCGCAGCCUACCCACCACCGCCUCCCCCGUCGCCUCGAUACCCACCGCCGCCACCACCGCCUCCGCCCUCUUCGCCACUGUUCUCUGCUUCCGGGCAACAGGCCCCACCACUACUGGACAAACGCACUGCUCCGGCCAGGCAGUACCCACGGGCUGCAUACCCGCCCCCACCCCCGCCUCUGUCAAGGAGAGGGGCCCCAUCUGCACCACCUGACGAGGAGGUAUCGAACCAUCCCACAAAGAUGUAACCGAACAAGGAGCAGAUAUUGACGGACGGUUUUAGUUGUUCCCGCUCAAUACGGCUUCAGCGUCUAACAUGGUGCCGAUUCUCCUCUUGUUGGAUGUUCGGCUAACGGCAUUACAUCCGUUACACAGCCUUGACGAUGACCUUUUUUCCUACAAAUAAACAUAACUAUUUACUAGCAAAUCUUCUUUCAAUAUGGUCUGGUCACCUGCCUCAUCUGCCAAAUUGAUAAAGCUCCUUAAAAGAAAACGUUACCUUUCCGGCACAAUGGAGGACAAAAUACUUCGCAUAGCGGUGGAUCCAGCUUUUACAAAAAAGGGGGCAACAUUUACGUACACAAAUGGAGGCGAACCGGAGCGGGGUAUUGUUCGUGGAUUUUAGUGGCAGUUUCUGUUAAACGCCAUUACAUAAGUUGUAAGCAAACCAAGGGUAAUAAGUAAAAGAUAUCUAUGAUUUUAAAAAAGUCGCAAAAGAAGGUGCCUCUCGAUCCUUAAACGGCAUCUCAUUCGGUCCUUCAAUAAUGAACACAAUCUAGUUUUAAUUCACGCUGUAUUGAGCAUCAUUACAGCAAGCUCCCUGGAUUUCUCAACUUUUGACUUAUUAUAUGAAUUAUGCAACUCCAGGUCAUGAAAGUCUUCAAUAAAACGGUGUUUCUGCUAAAAUGAAGAAGAAUCGUAAACAAAUAUGGCAUUACAUUGCUACGGUGGGUUAAAAUAAGAUAUUCCUACUAUUUUACCGCAAGAGAUACUUUUAAAUAGGGACUAUAGUAUUGUACCAUUUUCCCAGUGUUUGAAACCGCUUUUGUAGGUCUUUUUUUUCCAACUGUAGAUAUAAGGCAAACUUAGAUGACAAUAGAGCAACGUUCAUUAUAGGACAUUUGACAAGCUAUUUCUGCAAUUGAAGUCGCCCUUUAAGCAUACCGUCAGUGCCUCAUUUUAAAGGUACAAAACGUAUACUAUUUUGGCUUAAUCCAAACAAAGUCACUGGAUUUAUACUGUAGAGGACUGUAAAUUCCAAGUUGUAUAAAUCACGACAUCCACUGAAGGCAUAGCAGAUAGGCGAACCGUAGAACUGCCUAAAAUGGUUCAGUGCUGUGAAUUUGACUUGUACAUGUAAAGGAUAAAGGUCGAUGCUAUAAUUAAAAAUCGCGUACUUUUACAUUCAA
This is a messenger RNA of Acanthaster planci (crown-of-thorns starfish), 3214 nucleotides long. RefSeq lists its product as uncharacterized. The record is from RefSeq and is a predicted model, not a curated record. NCBI's taxonomy places the organism in Eukaryota, Metazoa, Echinodermata, Asteroidea, Valvatida, Acanthasteridae.